Molecule: messenger RNA, 1956 nt
Organism: Chaetomium fimeti
Lineage: Eukaryota; Fungi; Ascomycota; Sordariomycetes; Sordariales; Chaetomiaceae
Exons: 3
Coding region: 1-1956 (651 amino acids)
Biological process (GO): regulation of DNA-templated transcription
Molecular function (GO): DNA-binding transcription factor activity, RNA polymerase II-specific; zinc ion binding
Source: RefSeq, a predicted model, not a curated record
AUGUCGCAACCCUCCUCCUCUAACCGCUCGAGCCUCGAGCCGAGCAGCAACCCGUCCAGCCCAUCACCGUCGCCUGCUGGGACGCCACUAGACCCGCCGAGGAAACGCACGAGAGCUAGCAAGCCCAAGCAAGUGAUGAAAUGUGAUGAGGGGAAGCCCGCUUGUCUCCGAUGCACCUCGACCGGCCGGACGUGCGAUGGCUAUGACAAAGCCGCUCUCGCCCGGUACCGCUCGCCAGAUCCGAACCAGACGGCGGAGCGAGCCAGAGCCGAGUUUGUCAGGGCGUGCGAGUGGAACGAGACCCUCCGGUCCAUGCGACGUAUCGAGGCCGAUAUCGAUGGGACCGAGACCGAGAAACGCUUGUUCGCUCGCUUCCGGGCUGCCACUGCCGACGGGGUUGCCGCAAAUCUCUGUAACUUCGCAGCCUUCUGGCGGAGGUUGAAUCCAUCGACCGGGUGCCAGGACGACGCCGUCAAGCAUGCCGUAGUAGCCUUGGCCGCCGCCUACCAGCUCUUUCAACACCCAGACGAGCCUGUCAUCGAUGGCUUCGCACGUGGAGACCUCGAAGUCUUCACCAUCCAACAGUACAGCCGAUCCAUCGAGCGGUUGCAGAACCAUGCUGGCUCUUCGAGCCCGGAGAGCCUCCGCUUGACACUCGUCUGCUGCUUGGCCUUUAUCUCCCUCGAGACCCUGCGUGGAAACCACGAGGUAGCCGUUACCCACCUCACCAACGGCCUGCGUAUCCUCCAAUCCCUCCCCGAUUCCACCUUCGACUGUCUCGCCGAUGGCUCCAUGUUUGCCUGGCCAUCGAGCCGGGACUCGCUCCACAUGUCCGAUAUCGUCCAGCUCUUCGCCCGGUUCGAGCUCUCGGCGUGCUUCUUCACCCACGGCAUCCAACCUGUCAUCUCGGGGCGCGGGUACCUCACCCGCCGCUUCGACGACGGCUCCACCUACAACCUCUUCCACGACGUCCCGCACGCCCACAUGGCCAUGUCCUGCUUCCAACACGACGUCGUAGCCCGCCUGCACGAGAUCACCGCGGCUGCAGCCUCCGGGGACGAGACCUCCGCCAUCUUCUGGUCCGACCCAGCCCAGCAACGCACCCAAGCCUGCCUCCUGGCCCGCAGCGCCCGCCUCGGCGCCCUCAUAGUCGACUUCUUCUCCCCCCUCCGCUUCGGCAUGCCCGACCCCACCAGCCCCGAGCUCGCCAGCCUAUACCUCACCCUCCUCCACUUCCGCUCCGCCCAGUUCCUCAUCGCCAAAACCGCCGGCGGCAUCUUCACCCCCACCCUCGACCCCUUCCUCCAACCCUUCCACCACCACCACAACCACCACAACCACAACCAAACAACCCCCUACCCCCAACCACACCCACAACCACAAUCACAAGCCACAAACCCAGACCCCACCCUCCUCCCCACAAUCCUCCACCUCGCCUCCCGCCUCUCCCAAACCACACCCACCACCCCCUCCCCGCCCCCAACCCCAACCGACGUCCACACCCACCUCCUCGGCCCGCUCUACCUGGUCGCCACCCAUACCCCAGACCCGGAUACCCGUGCCGCGGCGGGUGCGCUGCUGGCUGAUGCGUUGCAGAGGGGGGGGCUUGCUGGGGCUGAGGUGGGGGAAGGGCGUGGUAGGGGAAGGGGAAGGGGAAGGGAGGUAGAUUUGGGGGUGGGGGUGGGGUUGGGGUUGGUGGCGGUGGAGAGGGCGCAGAGGGUGUUGAGUGCCGUGGGGAGGGUUGUGGCGAGGGAGAGGGAGAGGGGGGGGAUGAUGGGUGAUGGGAGCGGUGGUGGUGGUAUUGGUGGGGGUGGUAUUGGUGGUGUUAUUGGUGGUGGUGGUUUGUUGUCGUCGUCGGUUGAUGUGCCGAGGGCGUUGGCGGGGGCGGGGGGGAUUCCGGCGCUUUGGGAUGGGUUGGUUGCUGCUGGUGCUGGUGCGGGUGCUGCUUCCUUGUAA